AUGAGGAUCAUGGUGCGGACGCUCCGCGGGGACCGGGUGGCGCUGGACGUCGACGGCGCUGCCACCGUGGCGCAGCUCAAGGCCAUGGUCAUGCCCCGCGAGGGCGUCGCCGUAGGCGCCCAGAGGCUCUUCUUCGCCGGCCGACACCUCGACGAUGAUGGCCUCCCCGUCGCGCACUACGGCGUGCGCCACGGCUCCGUCGUCUUCCUCAGCCUCCGCCUCCGCGCCGACGACGCCUCGCAGUCACAGCAGGAGAUGCGUAACGUGCAAACGCAGCCAGAGCAGCCAGUCACGACCGUGAGCCAGCUACUGAUGAUUGACCAGCAGCUGGUGACGCGCUUCGAAGACGGCGACGACCACGGCGGCGGCGGCGGCGAGAUGGAGGAGGCCGUCGUCAAGACCACGAGGCCGCCGGUGUCGCGGCGGUCGCUCCGCAAGAUCCUGUCGCGGUUGCACGUGGACGUGUGGACGGCCCAGCACGACGCCAAGCUCCUGGACCUUCUGCUGCUGCGGAGAACACGUGGCGGCGGCGGCGUGGGCGACCUCACCGCGGACGACUGGUCGGCCAUCCGCGCCGAGCUCAACGCGGCCGCCGGGUCCGCGUUCCCCGUCGAGGACCUGCAGCGGAGGCUGGCCGAGCUCCGGCGCGAGUUCGACGCCGUCAGCCGGAUCAAGGACCACCCCCGGUUCACCUACGACGCGCGCCGCCGGGUCGUGGUCGCCAAGGAGGCCGAGUGGAAGCGCUACGUGCUGGAGAACCCGGAUGCGGUGGCGUAUGAGGGGAGAAGCACGCACUUCGGUCGCCUCCGGGCGAUCUUCUCCGGCGGCGGCGGCGUGGCAGAGACGCGCGGGAACGGCGGGCCCAUGCGCCGCGAGUCGCGGGCCAAGAGAUGCCUAAGAAAGCUGCUGAGCAGCUUUGGGCUCCGGUGCAAGCUGUGA
Messenger RNA from Miscanthus lutarioriparius, 939 nucleotides. NCBI's taxonomy places the organism in Eukaryota, Viridiplantae, Streptophyta, Magnoliopsida, Poales, Poaceae. The record is from the annotation of a GenBank genome assembly.